AUGGCCUCAAUUCUGCCAUUACUGAAGAGGUUUGGCAUUAGUUUCGUAUACGUGACAGCAUUUGGAUUGAUAAUCAAUGCCUUCCUUUGGAUGGUAUUUAUGAUAACAUCAAUGCUUUAUUACAAGACAUCAAAGCAAACAAUCAGUCUUCAAGUGUUCAUUAAUAAAAGUGAACAAAAAGAGUUGAAGAAGAAUGGCAUCCAUUUGUCCGGAGAUAGUAUUGGCGGCGGAUAUUAUGGGACCGUAUAUAAGGGUUACCGCAAGUCUGAGACCACAAGCAAACUCCAGGCGAUGGCUAUUAAAGUGAUUGACGUUCAAAAGUAUCACAAGAUUUUGAUGCAAAUCAAUGAAAUUGAUUACAAGAGUUUGUCGGAUGUGUUCAACAAAUCUGUGGUCACUUUAGAGAAGAUUCAAAACAACAAAAUACCGAAAAUCGAGAAGUUAUUGAAGAUAUCGGCCAAAGAUAAUGAGAUAAAGAAACUGAUAAUCGUAUCAGUGAUGGCAGACAUGAAUUUAAAUGACUUUAUUUCGCAACAAAAACCGGACGGUUUGGAUGAGGACUGGACUCGGCUUUGGUUUACCGAUAUUUGCGAAGCCGUCCACUGUCUGCACAAUGUCUACAAAAUCGCUCACAAAAACAUUAAACCAGAAAACAUACUCCUCUAUACCGGAGAUCAGACAACGAAUACAAAGACAUCAUAUGUGGUAAGACUGGCCGACUCUGGAAUCGCCUCUUUAUUCCCAAAUUCAGCCAAAGUUUACUCCAAAACGGAUCCAAUUUGUGUGAUGUCUUCGUUGGAGUCGUUCUCUACUAAACCGAUGGCUAAAGAUAUCUAUAGUUUGGGAAUAAUUUUAUUGGUGUUAUUGAGAGGAGAUUUAAGCAAAUUUGUGUUAAACAACAAACCUCUCGCUAUUUUCGCUAAUAUUUUCUAUAAAUUUAUUGAAGACAUUGAAAGCCAGUCAUUGAAGGAGUUGUUGGAGUCGAUGACUAGUAGUGCCCCGAAUGCCAGGCCUAACAUCCAUACUGUUCUCAAACACAAAUGGCUUCAAAAUAUUUCUUAA
This is a messenger RNA of Medioppia subpectinata, 1062 nucleotides long. The record is from the annotation of a GenBank genome assembly. Lineage: Eukaryota; Metazoa; Arthropoda; Arachnida; Sarcoptiformes; Oppiidae.